Molecule: messenger RNA, 9685 nt
Organism: Miniopterus natalensis
Lineage: Eukaryota; Metazoa; Chordata; Mammalia; Chiroptera; Miniopteridae
Gene: USP31
Product: ubiquitin specific peptidase 31
Biological process (GO): protein deubiquitination
Molecular function (GO): cysteine-type deubiquitinase activity
Source: RefSeq, a predicted model, not a curated record
CUGGUGCGCGCGCUCUGGACGCUGGAGUACACCCCGCAGCACAGCCGCGACUUCAAGAGUAUUGUGUCAAAGAAUGCGCUGCAAUACCGGGGAAAUUCCCAGCAUGAUGCUCAGGAGUUUCUUUUGUGGCUUUUGGACCGAGUUCACGAGGACCUCAAUCAUGCUGUGAAGCAGAACGGCCAACCUCCUGUGAAGCCACCAUCAGAGACUGAUAUGAUGCCUGAGGGACCAUCUUUUCCUGUCUGUAGCACUUUUGUACAAGAACUUUUUCAAGCCCAGUACAGAUCUUCUUUGACAUGUCCUCAUUGUCAGAAGCAGAGCAACACUUUUGACCCUUUCCUCUGCAUUUCUUUGCCAAUUCCUCUACCCCACACAAGGCCUCUCUAUGUCACUGUAGUGUAUCAAGGAAAGUGUUCUCACUGCAUGAGGAUUGGCGUGGCUGUGCCUCUGUCUGGGACUGUCGCCAGACUUCGGGAAGCAGUGUCUGUGGAAACAAAGAUCCCCACUGAUCAGAUUGUAUUAACAGAAAUGUACUAUGAUGGGUUCCACCGUUCCUUUUGUGACACAGACGACCUGGAAACAGUCCACGAAAGCGACUGCAUUUUUGCCUUUGAGACUCCAGAAAUAUUCAGGCCUGAAGGAAUUCUCAGUCAGAGAGGAAUACAUUUGAACAAUAAUCUGAACCACUUAACAUUUGGCCUGGACCAUCCUAGACUGCCUUCUGCACACACAGCAGCAAAGCAGGGGAAAGUGGAGCUGCCUGCGACGAGAGCAGGGAGCGACAAGAUUGUCCUGCUCGUGUGCAACCGUGCCUGCACGGGGCAACAGGGAAAGAGGUUUGGACUGCCCUUUGUGCUGCACUUGGAGAAGACAAUAGCCUGGGACCUGCUGCAGAAGGAAAUCUUGGAGAAGAUGAAAUACUUCCUGAGGCCCACAGUUUGCAUUCAGGUGUGUCCGUUCAGUCUGCGUGUGGUCAGUGUGGUGGGAAUUACAUACUUGCUGCCCCAGGAAGAGCAGCCGCUGUGCCACCCAACAGUAGAAAGGGCAUUAAAAUCUUGUGGACCAGGUGGCACUGCUCACGUGAAAUUAGUGGUAGAAUGGGACAAGGAGACAAAAGAUUUCUUGUUUGUAAACACUGAAGAUGAAUACAUCCCUGAUGCAGAGAGUGUCCGUCUGCAGAGGGAGCGUCAUCAUCAGCCUCAGACUUGCACUUUAUCGCAGUGUUUCCAACUGUACACCAAAGAGGAGCGGCUGGCCCCCGACGAUGCCUGGCGCUGCCCGCACUGCAAGCAGCUGCAGCAGGGGAGCAUCACGCUGAGCCUCUGGACCCUGCCUGAUGUGCUCAUCGUACACCUGAAGAGGUUUCGACAGGAAGGAGACAGGCGUAUGAAACUUCAGAACAUGGUCAAGUUCCCCUUGACUGGCCUGGACAUGACGCCUCAUGUGGUUAAGAGAAGCCAGAGCAGCUGGAGUUUGCCAUCCCAUUGGUCUCCAUGGCGACGACCUUAUGGACUCGGGAGGGACCCUGAGGACUACAUCUAUGACCUGUAUGCUGUGUGCAAUCAUCAUGGCACCAUGCAAGGGGGGCACUACACAGCGUUCUGUAAGAACUCCGUGGACGGCCUCUGGUACCGCUUUGACGACAGCGACGUGCAGCAGCUGCCGGAGGGCGAGGUCUGCACACGCGCGGCCUACAUCCUGUUCUACCAGAGGCGGGCGGCGAUACCCUCCGGGUCGGCCAACAGCUCUGUGGCAGGCUCCACGAGUUCCUCCCUGUGUGAGCACUGGGUGAGCCGGCUCCCAGGGAGCAAGCCAGCCAGCGCAACCUCGGCAGCUUCCUCCCGACGCACCUCCCUGGCCUCGCUGUCUGAGUCCGUGGAGAUGACCGGGGAAAGGAGUGAGGAUGAUGGAGGUUUCUCGACUCGACCGUUCGUGAGAAGUGUCCAGCGUCAGAGCUUGUCAUCCAGGUCUUCUGUCACCAGCCCCUUGGCUGUCAAUGAAAAUUGCAUCAGACCUUCUUGGUCCCUGUCUGCUAAGCUGCAGAUGCGCUCCAACUCUCCUUCCCGGUUCUCAGGGGACUCUCCUAUUCACACCUCCGCCUCCACCUUGGAGAAAAUCGGCGAGGCAGUGGAUGACAAGGUCUCCAUCUCUUGCUUUGGUAGCUUGAGGAACCUUUCUAGCAGUUACCAGGAACCAGGCGAUGCUCCCAGUCGACGGGAGCCCAGGGCCAUGGGCCGGGCCCCUCUGGCUGUCAUGGAAGGUGUGUUCAGAGACGAGUCAGAUGCCCACAGAUUGAACUCCAGUGUGGUGGACACACAGAGCAGACUCUCAGCACAAGGGGCUUGCUUGCCCCCCGUCUCUGAUCCAUUUGACAACAAUAACCAGAUAGCUUAUGUGGAUCAGAGCGAUUCUGUUGACAGCUCUCCCGUCAAAGAGGUGAAACCCCCAAGCCACUCAGGCUCUCUCACAAAGAAACCAGAGAGCACAGCCAAGAACUCCCCCAGCUCCAAGGGCGCAUCUGAGCCAGAUAGAAGCUUGCGGAAGGGGAGGUCUGUCUUGGCAAGCCAAGGGUCAUCUCAGUCCAGCACAUCCCCUUCGUCUCCUGUUCCUGCCAAAGUUUCUGCAAAGCCCUCCCGCUCACGGAGCAGAGCAGAUCCCUCCAGGGCCCCUGCCCUUCCCAGAAAGGAAUCCUCCCUCAGAACCCAGGACUCAGUGGCCUCUCCUUCGUCCCAGAAGCUGAAGUCAGCUUCUUCCCUUACCCACACUGCUUCCUCCAUACCUGCCAAAAAAGCCUCGGGCCCUGCUGUGAGAGGCCCCUGCCCACCUGGGAAGGGCAGGACUUCAGAUAGGAGCUUAAGUAGAGAGGGCUCCAGACAGAGCCUGGUUUCUGACCGAGCCAGUGUCACUUCCAGCUCCAAACCCAACUCCCCUCGGGUGAGCCAGUCCAGGGCGGGGGAGGGCCGGGGGGAUGGAAAGCAUGUCAGGAGUUCCUCCAUGGCCAGCCUGCGCUCCCCCAACAUGGGCGUGAAGACCAGUCUUAAGAGGGAUAGCAAGUCAGACGAAAAGGGGCUGUCUUUCUUUAAGUCUGCCUUGCGACAGAAGGAAACCCGGCGGUCCACUGACCUUGGCAAGACCACCUUGCUCUCUAAGAAGGCAGGUGGGAGCUCUGUCAGGUCAGUCUGUAAGAGUGCCGGUGAUGAUAAGGCAGAGAAAGGGCACCAGCCUCAAGGGUCCCAGCAGCCAAAUGCCAAUUCAGCUGGAAAAGAACAGCUUGUCUCCAAGGACCCUGCUUCUGCUAGACAUUCCCUGCUAUCCAGUCGCAAAUCCAAGUCUUCCCAGCUAGACUCUGGAGCGCCCUUGUCUCCUGGUGGCAGGCAGUCUGCUGAGAAAUCCUCCCAAAAGUUACCUUCGAGCAUGCCAGCCUCUGCACGGCCUUCUCAGAAACCUCAGUGAUUGCUGCACUCCCAGUGUUUACCUGGAAAGCUGUUUAUUUAUUUAGAACCCUUCCCUCCCACCAAAGCCCUCGAUGCUUUUGUUUUGUAUUUUUUGGGUCAUGUGCCUGACGUGCGUGCUUGUGUGCGUGUGUGCGUGUGUGUGUGCGUGUGUGCGUGUGCAGAAUUCAAUUGCAAAUUGUUAAAAGCGUCGCCUUAUUCUGCCAUUGAACCAAAUAACAGCCAUAGGCAAAGCAUUGAUACCGAGCUAACUGGAAAAAUUACAGAUGAUACCCCGACAGUCCCUUCAGCAUAUUUCUUUCUAGAGAACUCUAAUGGCUUGUUGGACACCAGGGUUUGGAACCUGGGAACCAGUUAAGCUCUCGUUACUGUGCUCUGUAGAAGGAUGACUCAUUAGACUUGGGUUUCAGCUGAGCAGGACUUGUCCUCACUGGCAAUUGUCACGUGGCACCAGGAGUUCUAAAAACUGUGACACUAACAAUGAAACAAACCGAGAGAAAACGGUUGCUUUCUGCACUUUGGCCCCAUCUACCAGUCUUUGUAAAGGGCAAUAUUUUAACACUAAUGUUUCUCAGGUAUAUAUACUCAGCUAGUCUCGGAAGGAUGUGUACCAGUGGAAGGAUUAAGAGGAGGGUGGCCUGCCAGUGACACACUCCUCUUACUGCCACAUGUGGACGUGUUUCGAGGAGAAGUGAUCUUUCACUACUUUCAUUUCCGCAAAGGUGUGUGUACCAUAAGCUGUCUUGACUCUUGGGAUAUGUCCCAGGAGAUGGCAAAUUGGAGAUCCAGAAAGCCAGUCACUAGCAGUAAAAUUUCCCCCCUCUAAAUUUGCUAGUGAAGGCUAUUGGGAUUUUGAAAUGUAGAGCAGUUAACACCUUUGAAAGAUUCCUGGGGGAAAAAGAUUCUCAACCGUAUGCACGAGUCUCUACCAUUUUCCUCCUCUGGUUUGCUUUUUUCUGUGUUAGGACGUUGAAAGCUCCAUGCCCACAUUUCCACAGAGUCUUGUAAGUUAUAGAGGAGAGAAGUUGCUGAGGUGGGGAGUUGGGAGUCGGUGAUGAGUGAAACGAUGUGUAACAGAGGAUCUUACACACGUGAUGGGUGAAGCGAUGUGUAACAGAAGAUCUUACACACGUGAUGGGUGAAGCGAUGUGUAACAGAGGAUCUUACACACGUGAUGGGUGCAGCGAUGUGUAACAGUAUCUCACACACACACACACACACACACGUGAUGGGUGCAGCGAUGUGUAACAGUAUCACAUACACACUUAUCCCUCCUCCCGGCUCAGUGUGACUGCUGCUCAGUAAUUCAUUCAUUCCUUCUUCGUGCUUAAGAUUUCAUGUCUUAUGCAGAACUCAGCAGGACUGGAGCAUGUGCACGCUGACUGUGCAAAUUGCACUUGGUUAGAAAACGAGAACCACACAGAUGAGGAAGGUACAUGGUUUUCCAGGCUCCCUGGAGGUAUCCUGGCAAUUUUAGUUAUUUUCCUCCUUUUUCUAAAUGUGAGGAGAGUCAUGAUUCUGAUUCUGUUUGAAUAGCAUUUGUCACCUUGCCACGAAAUACAGCAUGCUAUGUUUAUAUGCUCUUAAAUACUAACUUUAAAAAAAACCACGCACUCAAGUUUGCCCUGAACUCCUGGUGCACAGAACCAUUUAUAAACCCCUCCAGCGUCGCUGUGUGUGAGGUAACUGAACACUCACAGCUGUGAAUUCUGCACUGCCUUUUGUUGUUGUUUUUCCAUGAAUAGCUCUUGGGAAACGUUUCCAGUAGGUUACUUAACUUUAUUUUGCUGCUAAUCUGAGCAUUAGCAGGUAACUCACAAGCCUGGAGGCUGUUUUUAUUGAGGGUAGCUGCAAUUUUCGACCCUUGCGAUAUUUAAGACUCACUCUGCUUUGUGAAAGUUACCGUAGUGCUCCAUGAAAUUUACUGAACACGGUGGUUGGCCCACUGCACUCAGUCCUGCCCAGGUGUCUGUGGCCCCCAGAGCAGCACUGCUGUCCUCGGCGGCAGCAUGACUCCGGUGCCCAGCUGCCUGUGAUGUCACCAUGGCUUCCGGCGGCACGGCAACAGCCUGGUCCCUUUGGCCACUGCUGGUUUUCUGUGUCACAGAUACGGGAUCGUCGGUGUCAGGAAUUCAGUGUUUGAUUGGGACCUCUCAUCUUUCUUUCGCAGGUAAACCACAUUUGAAAUCUAUCUGCAGCUCUGCAAAAUCCUAGAAUGAUAGUUUGGCUACGUAAAAGGUUUUAUUAACACCUUUGGGGAGGCUAUAAUCAGUUAAGCAUUAAUAGAAAAUAGUUUAAUUCUCACAGUGGUAAAUAUUUUUAUUCCUGAGUGCUUCAGGAAUGGAUUUUCCAUUGGCUUAGUGUCUUUAAAAAACCACUACAAACUCCUUUAAUUUUCCAUGAGAUCUAGAAAUAAAAUUUCAGUAUCUAUAAAAUUGUAUGUCUGUGGAAUUUAGUCCUUGUAUCAGAUUUAAGUAGGAAAAAUCAGGAAGUAUUACGGCGUUGUCUAGGCCUCUUUGAGCUAUUACGUUUCUGUGCUUGCGCAAUGGGAAUUUUUACUGCUAACUACCAGGUACAAACUUGAAGCCUCCAAGAAGGAUAUUUUGCCCAGAAGUUUGGAGGUGCUCUUUGAGGUGUAAAAUAUGGGGAAUUGUUACUUGGUUCAGUUCAGUUCUUUGAUAGGUUAGGGACUUGGUGUUUGUUUUUUUAUUUUCUCAGUGAUGUUUGGUGCAAUGAACAUAGUGUGUUGGGGCUGGAAGCCACCUGUUAAGGGUGUUAGGCCUGGGUUCCUGGUUGACAGCCACCCGGGUGGGCCUGAUACGAGCACUCAUUUUCUGGUAGGCAGAGGAAUCACCAACCAUAGAGUUGCAUCUGUAAUGCUUUUCCACUUUUAAAAAGUUUGUUCCUUGAUUUCUUUUCCCGUAAACAUCCGGGCACUGAGGCUCCAUCAUUCCUUAAGAGGGCCCCGUGCCUUGCCUCUGUGAUGCCUUGUAGGAUGCGGAAGCCCGUGGGAGCAGUUAGGCCCAUGCAUGUCAAGACCAUUUCCCACCCUUUGUACCUUCUCUCCCUGACAGCAGCCGGAGAGUAAGUGAGGCUCCGCUAGAGCAGCGUGUGGAUGUGGGAGUCUUUGUGGUGGUGUAAAGAAUUGUCACUGCUGGGAGGCUGCCCUCAGCUCUUGUAAUCAUUCUUUCCUCACUCAUUCAUCCAUUCAUUCUGCAAACACUCGUUGAGGGCCUGCUCUGCGGGGGAAGGAAGCGGCAGGCUCAGGAGUUUGCUGUGGCCGAGGAGCUGAUGGACGGAUGGCGGUGCCGAUGGCGUCCUAAGUGGAGUGAUAGUCCUCGUGAACAAGAGUGGACGGGUUGUGUGGAUUGGCCAAGGCUGCUGGUCUCUUGAGCAAGUGUGUCCUGGAAACCAAAGUGCCCUUCACCUCCGGAGAUGUUUUCCUGCACAGCCACAUCAGACGGAGCAGUUUCUGCUCCUUGGGGGUUGAAGAUACGCUCAUCCGUGUUAGUAUGAGAUGGAUGUGGGGGUUGGGGCGGGGGGUGGUGAGAGGAAAAUGUCAUCCCUCUGAAAUAACUGUCAUGAAAAUCAGGAGCAACAUGUAAAGGACAGUAGUGGCAGCCUCUAGGGAAAUGGAACAGAGAAGAGCUGUGAACAAAGCUCAUUUAUUUCAAAUAAACAUGUUUUUCAAGUACAGUGACAUCCGAUGUUACAUUUCAUUCUGACAAAAUUACUGAGUAGCUGAAGUUACUGUUUCCUGUGGAAGUUACUAUAAUCAUUGGAUGCAAAGAUAAUUAGUGUUUCUGGGUUGGAAUUUUGAGAUAGUAUGCAAAUAAUAAGCACAGUUUCAAUAAAACCUAUUCUGUGAAGUGGGUUGAACUUUGUAUUAUUUGGAAUUGAAAAGAGCAAAACGUGCUGACUCGCCAGGGCCUGUGUCCUAAUGGUAAACACAGAAGUUGGCUGUUACUGUGCAGGCUGUCCGUCUGACCUCAUAAGGCUGCGUUACUGCCAAGCCUGAUGGGGUGUUUGGGGGUGAGCCCUGUGCCCGAUUUUAGUGAGCAGUGUCCCGCGCUGCCCCUUGGUCGGCUCCGGGAGUGUGUGUGGCAGCUGUGUUUUGAGCACAACCAGUCCCUUCCCCGAGAAGUGAGAACAGCUGUGCGAGGCCUCCCUCCGAUCUGAUCCAGAGCGCUUCCCUCACUGCCGGUGCAGAGCAGCUAGCAAACAGUGUGCACUGCGUUAAAUGUAAGUUUUUUAAAAGGCAACUCUUAGACUAUGGAGCUCUAUUUUCGAAUUUGUGGUGUAUUAAAUGUGGUUAAUCAGUGUGGGAGAGCCUGAGUUGGUUUCUUGCUCUGCUUGCACGUUUCUCGUGGCCAACUUUUGGUCAUUGGCGAGACUGUAAAGUAAGUGCAGGCAAGAGGGGCUGGGAGGUGAACAUGCUGGUUUAUAGACUGUUUAGCCUGAGACUUUCCUGAAGUAUAGGAAUGUUCCAAAAAUAACCUGCCAUUUUCUAUAGAUUUUAAUUUUUUAUAUCUUCUAGGUUCUACUGUGGUCACGAGAGAAUGUGGCUUCUAAUUGUACUAACAAUUUUAAAAUGCUUUUUUAGAGACUUAGAGCUACUAUUUUGGAAAACUGAGCUCCCCAACCACAGGUCACAUGAAGACUUAAGCUCAUGGGAUUUAUGGUAGCGUCGUCGGGAGGUUAGGUUCUAGAUCCAUCUCACAUUCGUUUUAGUCUCGUGUUUCCCAAUUUGGGGGAAAAGUGAGAUCCAUAAUGGACUUGGAAGGCUUCUUCAAAUCUCACAUGACUGUCCCUGAUUCUCUGUGAGGCCUCUUCUGAGUGACUGAUCUGUUUGACACCCAGCAUUCAUGAGAAUCGUCUAGGGAACUUUUAACACCCAGGUUCCUCUCCUUGCAUGCUUUGUGUAUAGUGUAGCGGCGGGUCCCAGGAGUGACUGCAGAUGCUAAACUUCAGGGGUUUCUGAAGUUCAGUCAGGGCAAGAAGCACUCGGGUGUGAGACUGCUCCCUGUGCUGGGCAGGAAAGAAAAACUGAAACCGAUACCAACCUCCUGCUUGAAGUCUGGGGGCUUUUCUGAUUCAAGGCCCAAUUUGAGAACUUGGAGCAUUUGGUGGGUGUCCAAGCACUUGCCAGUCUGGUGGGAAUGGGUAGGCAGUGUCCCCAUGGGUCACAGCAGGGCCAGGCCUAGGGGUGGGGUGGGGAUAGGGAAGUCACUGAGCUAGAAAAUGUUGAAGUGAAGCCUUCAGUGGCCUAGGAAAACCUGUCCCCACUUUUGAUAGAAUGGUGGUUUCUUUGUAGUAAUUAUAAUAGCAAACCCUAGGCUGCCCCCGAAUUCCCCGUUUAGCUCACUCUCCAGAAUGUAGUUUCCGGAAGCAUUUUUAAGUUUAAAAACGAAUGUGAAGCAUUUUUAUUUGGAGGGUUUUUUUUGGUAACCUUUGGUAUUUUUUCAUGUAAUUAAAAAAAAUCAAAUAAUACUCAUCCAGAAGUUUGGCCAUAUUUGUUACCGAUGGAGGCGGGUGGAAAGCAGUUCUAAUCUGGUGAGCUGAGUGCGUCCCAGGGCUUCAGGGGGUUCAUCCCACGGAGCAUUAUGCCGCCUACGAGAAAGGAACGGUUCCUGAGAGGGAAAGCCACGCCGGCGGGGUGCUCCUUUAGAGAGGCCCUGGCAAGGGCGCUGUGCCGGGAGAUGUGAUGGAGGAUUUCCCGGGCGCUACUCUCCCGGGGGCGAGGUCAUGACCGGCGGGCUGAGGCUCUUUGCGGGCUCUCCCACCUGCACCGAUGUUCCCUCUGCCUCUCACCACUGGGUAAAACUGAGCCCAUGCCCAUCCAGUUUCUCGUGGAACGUGGCGGGUUUCUAUGGCUGCCCUAAGGCUGCACGUCACAGCGCUACAUGAAGUGGCUUUGGCAUCGGCCGCGCACCCCUGGGUGCCCUCUGACUUUCCUUAGCUGUACAGUCAUGUGGGAGGCAGGGUGUCUUCCCUGAGGCAGAGAAAAGUGUGUCAUUUAAAAUUAUUUUGGAGCAAGUGCAUGGGAUGUGCCACUGACUUCUGUUAUUUAUUUGUAUGUCUCAUUCAAGGUGUAUGCACUUUUAAUAAGCAGAAUUUAUAUUUUUAUGUUUAAAAAGUUUUAUUCCUGGAAUAGCAGUUGAUUAUGUCACAGUUGGAAUUAAGAGAAAAGUGGAAAGUGUAACAAAAGACAAUAAAUUUAUUACAUGAUGCCC